GCAGAAAUGUCCUUCCUGCCUGACUUGGGGAUCUUCACCAUGGGCAUGUGGUCUGUUGGUCUUGGAGCCGUUGGUGCAGCUGUGACAGGCAUUGUCCUUGCUAACACUGACUUAUUUUUGUCCAAACCAGAAAAAGCUACACUGGAGUUUUUAGAGGAAAUAGAGCUGAAAACUUUGGGAUCAGAACAAAGAACAUUCAAAGCAGGUGAGCUAUGGAAGAAGAAUGGUGCAGUGAUCAUGGCUGUGCGAAGACCUGGAUGAUUUUUGUGCAGAGAGGAGGCUUCUGAGCUCUCCUCUCUGAAACCUCAGCUGUCCAAGCUGGGUGUCCCUCUCUAUGCUGUUGUGAAAGAGAAGAUAGGGAAUGAAGUGGAGAAUUUUCAUCAUUAUUUCAAAGGAGAAAUCUUUCUGGAUGAAAAGAAGGGCUUCUAUGGUCCACGCAAACGAAGAAUGAUGUUGUCAGGCUUCUUGCGCUUUGGGGUCUGGCAAAAUUUCUUCCGUGCUUGGAAAAAUGGAUAUAGUGGUAACCUGGAAGGAGAAGGAUUCACCCUGGGAGGAGUGUAUGUUAUUGGAGCAGGAAGACAGGGUGUUUUACUGGAGCAUCGUGAGAAAGAAUUUGGAGACAAAGUCAGCCUUCCAUCUGUCCUUGAAGCUGCUGAGAAGAUAAAACCAGACGCUUCAUAAGCAGAAAAAUAGUUGUACAUGCUUCUGAUCACAGCUUGAAAUGUAGAAUGCAUCUGUUUCUUGAAUGUGCAGUUUAAUUGCUUCAUAGCUAUUUAGUGAUCAAUGCAGAGGAAAGAUUCUCUAUUCAAACACAGAAAAUAAUGAAAAUUCUCCAGGGUUUUUUCCUGCUUUGCAGCCUUUCAGGUGGUUAGGAUUUCAACUGCUCUUUGGUGUUUGACUAUUAAUGAAAGGCUAGGUCUAAAGUCUGACCUAACCUUGAUGUUCUCAGUCAGAGAAAGACGGUUGAAAACUUGUCUACCUAGGGGAGAAAAACUCUGCUAAGGCUAGA
Messenger RNA from Indicator indicator, 1009 nucleotides. RefSeq names its product peroxiredoxin like 2A (gene PRXL2A). Lineage: Eukaryota; Metazoa; Chordata; Aves; Piciformes; Indicatoridae. The record is from RefSeq and is a predicted model, not a curated record. The transcript is spliced from 5 exons.